UUUUGUUUAUUAGGAAGUUAAAAUAAAUUUUAUGUCGGUCGGUUGGUUUCAGUACCUUGGACAGCGCGUCGCAAAGCGCGCGCCUCCUUGCUCUCCUUGAUUCUGCAUGGUAUCGCGCAAAAAUACCGUCCUGUGCGGUUGAUUAGAUGCAGUCCGCGUGCAUCUCUGACUGGUGUCGUUUCCUCUGAAGCUGAUUUGGUGGUUUAUAAUCGCACCUCUGCGUCAGAUCAUCUGCUAAAUCUGACGCUCAUCCUUUAGUCCCCCAAAUAAAGAGAAGCGCGAAAAGCCAAUGACGCACCAACCGCACCUCACCCGCAUCUGAAAUGCACCGCAUUUCCAUAAUGUCCCGGCGGAGCUGUCUUUAUAUAAAGCGCUCAGCGCGUGAAGCAUCUCAUCACUCCAUCAAUUAAUCAGUCCAUCACUUCAUCCCUCAGGGAGGUUAAAGCUGCGCUCUGACCGCAUCCAUCCUCCUUACCGGGUGAUCCAUCGCCAUGAAGAAGGACAGCGUGGUCCAGAGCGCGCCCUUCACCGGCAGAAAGAGGAGUCUGAUAGAAGAUGCUCGAAGAGAAAGAGAAAAAGAGAGAGAGAGGGAGAGCACCUCAGCAUCUCCAGGUCCUUCACCCAGCGGAGAUAACUUCGUGUUCGAGGAGAAGAGUGGAAAAGUAACGCUCAGCGUGCUGUUCGCGCUGAAAAACGAGAAAAACGCCGGUUUCUUCAAAGCGGGGAAAGUUUUUGAGACGUUUGAGACGAAACUCCUUCAUCUCGAGAGCCGACCGUGCAGAAGAUCCAAGAACAGCUUAUCAUCAGACGACUUGGAGUUCUUCAUGAAGUGUGAAGUGCACAGUUCUGAUAUCGACUUUUUGAUCAACUCUCUAAAACGAGUGGCAGAAGAUGUGCGGAUCGUGCAGGAAGAAAAGGUUCCAUGGUUUCCACGAAAGAUCAGUGACCUGGACAAAUGCAACCACCUGAUUACCAAAUAUGACCCAGAUCUAGACCAGGAUCACCCAGGAUUCAGUGAUCUGGAAUACAGAAAAAGAAGAGCACAAAUCUCUGAACUGGCUUUCAACUACAAACACGGUGACCCACUACCGUGUGUUGAGUACACUGCAGAAGAGAUUACUACUUGGAGGGAGGUGUUCAAGACCCUGACGGAUAUCUACCCGACUCACGCCUGCAGACAGUUUUUAGAGGGGCUUCAACAGCUGGAGAAGGAGUGUGGCUAUGGGGCCGACAAAAUCCCUCAGCUCAGAGAAGUGUCUGCUUUCCUUAAAGAAAAGACAGGGUUCGAGUUGCGGCCGGUGGCCGGUUUGCUCUCUGCCCGUGACUUCCUGGCAAGUCUAGCAUUCAGAGUGUUCCAGUGCACCCAGUACAUCCGCCAUUCUUCAGCCCCCAUGCACUCCCCAGAGCCAGACUGCUGUCAUGAACUGCUGGGACAUAUCCCCAUGCUCACAGACAAGGAAUUUGCUCAGUUUUCACAGGAGAUUGGUCUUGCAUCACUCGGAGCUUCUGAUGAGGAUAUUGAAAAACUGUCCACACUGUAUUGGUUCACCGUUGAGUUUGGACUAUGCAAGCAGAACGGAGUGGUGAAGGCUUAUGGUGCCGGACUCUUGUCCUCCUACGGAGAACUUAUGUACUCUCUCUCCAACGAACCUGAAUAUAAACCGUUCAGCCCUGCUGAAACCGCAGUCCAGCCCUACCAGGAUCAGACGUACCAGGCUGUGUACUUCGUGUCUCAGAGUUUUGAGGAUGCAAAGAACAAAAUGAGGCAGUAUUCCUCCACCAUCCAGAAGCCCUUCACCAUCAGGUACGACCCAUAUACCUGCAGCAUGGAGGUGCUGGACAGCCCCAGCCAGAUCCACAGUGUUCUGGGCCAGAUCAGAGAGGAGCUGAAGAUUCUGCACUGUGCUUUAGAGAGACUGACCCAGAGCUGAACCUCACUCACGCCUCAGUCAUUAUUUAUUACACUGAACAUAACAGAGAUUUCAAAUUCAUAUAUAAAUAUAUAUUUUAAAUGUAAAUAUAGAUAAGUGAAAUGUAUGUUUGGCAAUCUUUUUCAAUACAGUUGAAAUGUGAGAAAGUGUAAACAUGUCUGUUCCAGCGAGAUAAAUGUGCAUAAAAUAAAUCUUUAUUUU
Molecule: messenger RNA, 2132 nt
Organism: Astyanax mexicanus (Mexican tetra)
Lineage: Eukaryota; Metazoa; Chordata; Actinopteri; Characiformes; Acestrorhamphidae
Gene: th2
Product: tyrosine hydroxylase 2
Exons: 12
Coding region: 492-1931 (479 amino acids)
Biological process (GO): dopamine biosynthetic process from tyrosine
Cellular component (GO): axon; cytoplasm; perikaryon
Molecular function (GO): tyrosine 3-monooxygenase activity; iron ion binding
Source: RefSeq, a predicted model, not a curated record